AUGACGCGCAAUACCAGCCCACGCAGUGUUGGUAACGACCCCAGUCGCAUUCCAUUUCCAAACCUCCCACCGCCAUACACAUUCAAAGGCAGUCGACCUACACAACGAGGCAACUCAAGUUCGUACCUGACCAGAGCGAACGUUUCCGACUUCACCACUACCAGCACAAUCCUCGUCGGCCCUCAACUCAUACCUUUCCAGAUCCAAACCAGCCUCCUCACAUCAAAAUCAUCCUACUUCCGUGUCGCGCUCACCGGACCCUUUGCAGAAUCUAGCAACAACAGCAUAACACUCGACGAUGUCGCAGUCGACGACUUCCAACUCCUCGUCACCUGGCUCUACGAGCAAGCAGUACCGAUCCCCUACAAAGACCGAAAACCAGCAUACUACACUCUCCUACACGUCUACGCCCUAGCCGACCGACUAGGACUAGAAGGCGCGAGAAACGCCAUCAUAGACACAAUAAGCGAUCUUGCCGACGAAACGAACAGCGUGCUAACACCCUCCGAUACACGUAUCCUAUACGAAGACAUCCGCGAAUCGGCGCCCAUCCGUACUCUCGUGCUGGAUCUUUUUGCGUUCAAAAAGACAGAUCGAUUGCUGGAAUUGCAUGCGGGGCUGUGGCAUGCAGAGUUCCUCCGCGAUCUGACUACCGUGUGCGCAGGCUAUGCAGCGGCAUAG
Alternaria novae-zelandiae is the source of this 681-nucleotide messenger RNA. RefSeq lists its product as uncharacterized. The transcript has 2 exons. The record is from RefSeq and is a predicted model, not a curated record. Gene Ontology annotation, molecular function: protein binding. Bases 1 to 681 code for a protein of 226 amino acids. Lineage: Eukaryota; Fungi; Ascomycota; Dothideomycetes; Pleosporales; Pleosporaceae.